Messenger RNA from Manihot esculenta (cassava), 1678 nucleotides. RefSeq names its product ankyrin repeat-containing protein BDA1. Gene Ontology annotation, cellular component: plasma membrane. The record is from RefSeq and is a predicted model, not a curated record. The transcript is spliced from 2 exons. NCBI's taxonomy places the organism in Eukaryota, Viridiplantae, Streptophyta, Magnoliopsida, Malpighiales, Euphorbiaceae. Gene Ontology annotation, molecular function: protein phosphatase regulator activity; protein phosphatase 1 binding. The coding region runs from base 109 to 1422 and encodes 437 amino acids.
UUCAAACCUUUAAUACCAUCAUGUCUCUAUUUGUAUCUGGAAAUUAAGCACUAAUUUUCUUGGCCAACUGAACCAGACCGCCUAGGUAGAAACAGCUAAUAGUUAUUAAUGGAUGGGAGCCUCUUUGUUGCUGCUCGUACAGGGGAUGUUGGAACCCUGUCCAAUUUGCUGCAAGAAGACAAUAAUCCAGCAGCCUUACCAGAGAGCUCCAAGUGGACGCCCUUACAUAUAGCUUGCUUGUUCAGGAACGUGAAUUUCGCCAGGGAGUUUCUGAGACGCCGUCCACAAUUUCUUAAACAUAAGAAUCCUGAGGGUUGUACCGCUUUACACUUGGCUUCUUCCAUUGGGAAUUUAGAGAUGGUCAAGAUGCUGCUCACAUUUGGAUGUGAUGAUGAGUCCAUGGACAGAGAUAAUGAUGGGAGAAAUCCUCUUCAUCAUGCAGUCAUUAAAGGUAGUGUAGAGGUGGUGAUCGAACUGCUUAGAGCUUGUCCGGAGUCUGCUCUAGAGGUGACUGCUCAGAAGGAUACAAUAUUUCACCUGGCUGUGAAGCAUAGAGUAUCUGUCUCUGAUGAAUUAUUCUCACGACUACUUCGAGGAGACUACACAGAUUAUCUCCUGAAUUUGUCUGAUAAAAAAGACAAUACAGUCUUGCAUUUGGCCUCGAUUAGGAAACAAACCCAGAUAAUUAGGCUGUUGACUGAGCGGCGGCCUCGCUUAGAUGUGAACGCUGUUAACUCAUCUGGGCUUACACCAUUAGAUCUUCUAGUGGUUGAUCCCUUGAAUUUGAAAGAUAUGGAAAUAGAAGGAAUCAUGAAAUCUGCAGGUGGAAUAAGGUUAAAUCAGAGUCACGAACAACGUGAACAUUUGAAAAGUAUAGCAAGCGGCCUUUUGGUGAUGGCAUCACUUAUUGCAGCAACUAGCUGCCAGUUUGCUAUCUUCCUACAAGUGGGUUUCUGGGACACCUUGUCUCCAGCCACAGAUGGCAACAUAACUUCAAUUUCCAACUCAACUCAUUUCCGGGUCUCCACAUCCCCAGGUGCCAAUGCAACUGCUGCCAUGCAGAUGCCGGGGAAUGCAACAGCAUCCCACAAUGAAAAAACAAGAUCAUAUCUCUUUCUGGCGAUCUUCGACGGUCUAGCUUUUAUGCUAUCCCUUUGUCUCAUUUUUCUUACGCUGAUGCCAACAUCUACUAAUAAAUUUAGCCGUUUAAAAUGGCUAUCCUCAUACUUACUGACUUUGUUACUCAUGCCAUUUCUUAUAGCGUUAUUUAUUUCAAUGGUGUCCUAUAGAGCUACUGAUACUCCUUCAACUGAUAAUUUUAUUUUUAACCUUUUUCUUCCAUUUCUACUCUGUAUUAUAGUAUUGGUUCUAAUUCCUAUUGUAAAAGUUGUUGGGGUUAAUUAUAGGUCUGUGAGGAGAUAACUAAGCUUUUAAACUUGUGGAAAUCAGAAACUGAACGAGAUCAAGGAGAUUAAUUGUGGGGUGUCUUCCAGUUCGUCGAGAGCUGAGAUUUUUCUGCAAGACUUCAAGUUCAGGCUCAUCUUUUGCUUAUCUUAAUUUUUGUAAUCCUGAAAUCCUGGUGUCAUUCGAUAUUCCUCGGUUUCUGAUUCUUUAUAGUUUAUGAGAUUGGAUUCGGUGAUUCUAAGGUAUCAAUACAAACCGACCCAAAUAACUUUUG